Stegastes partitus (bicolor damselfish) is the source of this 2960-nucleotide messenger RNA. It is a transcript of the gene sv2, whose product is annotated as synaptic vesicle glycoprotein 2. Gene Ontology annotation, molecular function: transmembrane transporter activity. The transcript has 13 exons. Gene Ontology annotation, cellular component: membrane. The record is from RefSeq and is a predicted model, not a curated record. Gene Ontology annotation, biological process: transmembrane transport. The coding region runs from base 98 to 1732 and encodes 544 amino acids. NCBI's taxonomy places the organism in Eukaryota, Metazoa, Chordata, Actinopteri, Pomacentridae.
UUACAGCAGUAAUAAUGGAGGGGACGUUUAGCUGAAGUUAGCUAAACUGCCUGCAGCUCAGUGCCCAUAUUAGAGGCAUCCGACUUCCAGAGGGGGGAUGUCUCGGCACACCGGGGAGACGGAGGCUCGGCGGCCGCUACUCGUCGGAGCUCACCUGGAUCCGCGUGAGCUGGACUCGGAUGAAGGUGAAGUAAUUUUCGAGAGGAGAGCGUCAAGCGUCACACACGGAGAGGGAGGGAGCACACUGAGAAAACUAACAUAUGAGGAAGCAGUAGAGGAAGCAGGUUUUGGUUUGUUCCACUGGCUGCUGCUGGUGGUGUGUGGUUGGGCCAAUGCCAGCGACGCCGUGGAGAUCCUCUGUGUGUCUUUUCUCCUGCCAACAGCGCGCUGUGAUCUCCUGCUGAGCUCUUCAGACAUGGGCCUGCUGACGGCCAGCAUUUUCCUCGGAAUGAUGGUGGGUGGCUACAUGUGGGGAUACUUAGCUGACCAGAAGGGCCGCCGCAAGGUCUUGAUCGUGUCCCUGACAGUAAACGGGCUGUUUGGAGGUCUGGCCAGUGUGGCUCCAUGGUUCUGGCUCUUCCUGCUGCUGCGGUUCAUCAGUGGCAUUGGCGUCGGUGGGUCGAUCCCGGUCAUCUUCUCCUACUUCUCAGAGUUCAUGCCCCGUCUGAAGAGAGGUGCCAUGAUCAGCGCUCUGGCCACCUUCUGGAUGGCAGGAAACAUUCUGGCUGCAGGUCUGGCCUGGCUGGUGAUUCCUAGAACGUGGGCACAUUUUUCUCUGAGCGGGCUGGACUUCCAGAGCUGGAGGCUAUUUGUGGUGCUUUGCUCAGUUCCCAGCAUCACCUCGGCCAUCCUCUUCAAGCUGCUCAUGCCUGAAAGCCCUAAGUUCCUCAUGGAGGCUGGCCGGGAGAAAGAUGCCAUCCGUGUCUUCAGAGUGAUGUUUAAGCUGAACAUGAGGGGAACAAGAAAGUGUUUCGCGAAAUUUGGUCUGCAUACAAGAUCUAAGCAAAGAGGGCAACUGGAGGAGAACAGAAUUUGUGGUUCACGUCGACAACGUCUUGCAAGUUUUUUAGAAAAGGGCUUGGUGCCCAUUAAACAGAUGUUCCGCGGCUCGCUUAAAGCCAGGAGCAUCGUUCUGCUCAUCAUUUUCUACUGCAUCUCCUUUGGUUACUACGGGCUGUGGAUGUGGUUCCCUGAGCUGUUUGACAGAGUCGAGGACGGCGGCUCUCCCUGUGCCAACGUGUCCCACCCUUCUCCUAACAGCAACCAGAGCUGCUACCCUGUCAAGACAGCAGUAUACAUGGAAGGCUUCGUCAUCGCUGCCUCGAACCUCCCAGGAAACAUCUUCACUAUUCUAAUGAUGGACAGCACUGGAGGGAAGGCGCUGCUUUCCGGCAGCCUGUUGGUGUCCAGUGUGAGUGUCUUCUUCAUCUAUGUGGUUAAGACCAAAACUCACAGCCUGGUUCUGUCCUGCAUCUUCAGCGGAGUGUCAGUGAUCGCCUGGAACGCUCUGGAUGUGGUGGGAACUGAGCUCUUCCCGACGCAGCUACGGUCCUCUGCUCUCGGUUUCUUCACAGGAGUGGGCCGAGUGGCAGCGAUCAUGGGUAACGUAGUCUUUGGAAAGCUGGUGGACACCAACUGUGCCGUCCCGAUCCUGCUGGUGUCGGCGCUGCUGCUGACCGGAGGACUGGUGGCUCUUCUGCUUCCACAAACCAAACAGACCGAGCUCACCUGAUCGCUCACAUUGUUUUAGACGCACACAUUAUCUGCAAACAUUCCCUUCACGUCGUCGUGGAAGUAGAGUGACGGAUCGCUGCCUUUAAAGCCCUCUGAUCUCGUAUCUCCUGUUUCUGCUCCCGUUGAGGUUUGAAUCCUGUGCCUUCUUUCAUCUGUCUGUGCCUUUUAUGGUGCCUCAUUUAAAAUGCCAACUAUAAGAAAAAAUUGUCAAAGGACAGUCGUCUCUCUCUGCUUACCAAGAAUUAUUAUUCAGGAAAGCACAGAAAGAAAUGUAGGUGCGUUAUACAUCGUGAGUUUGUGAGGAUUCAGAUCCUUACUGUCAAGGACACCUUUAGAAAGUUUGUCCAAAAAUCAUCCCUUCUACGUCAGAAAACUAGAGCUGAACAUGAUUGUGUAAAAUAGCUGGAGUCUAAUCAGUUUUUUGUUUGUUUUUGUCAGCAUGAACACAAAAGCUUGGCAUCAUCAGACGAAUGCAUGAAGGGGCGUUAGUGCCGCGCUCCUCCAUACACUCAUUGUGUCCAACCUGCCCCUUAUUAGACAAACAGCUGUGAUUGGACCGGCGGGCAACGCCAGGUAGGAUUCUGUUUUAACAAGAAGUAGGGCAGAUCAGAGCAGAUGAAACAUGAGCUGUCAGACUAUCCUGGUUUCCAGGAUACAGAAAAGUAUCUCAAAGGAGGUUUUAGAUGUUUACACGCCAUGUCUGAUUACUCAAGAGAUUUGGAUGAACGAUAAAAGAUAUAAAAAUCAUGAACAUUCCACUUCAUUCCUGCAGUAUCUGUUUUACAGUGUAAAGGCCUUUCACAGUUGUUUUUCAGUCUCACUUACCUGCACAGCCAUGGUAAUUACCAAACAUGUGUAGCUUUAAGUUUGCAACAUGGCAUUUAAAAGAAAAGAGAAAAACGCUCUUUCUAAAAAUCAUAUACAGACCUGUGCACACAGUAGAUUUCAUGGUGCCCAAUCUGUCAUUUUCUUGCACAAACUAGAUGUUGCUACUUCAGUUCAUUCCAGUUUGAAAACCAAAGAUCGCUCAUGUCAGAUCAAUCUUAAGAAAAGGGCACCAAUGAAUUAAACCCUUUGUAUCAGCUGGAGAGGCCACAGUGCUCAUGGGCUCAUAUUCCCAUCAGGGAUUUUUUGAAAGGUGUUUGUUUUCAGACACAUUUCAAAUAGCUUUGUAACUACUGAAGUUGAUUUUUUAUUUUAAAUAAACACUGCUUUUGUUAAUCUCA